Colletotrichum phormii is the source of this 933-nucleotide messenger RNA. RefSeq lists its product as uncharacterized. The record is from RefSeq and is a predicted model, not a curated record. Lineage: Eukaryota; Fungi; Ascomycota; Sordariomycetes; Glomerellales; Glomerellaceae. The transcript has a single exon. The coding region runs from base 253 to 798 and encodes 181 amino acids.
ACUGCUACCUUGAACACUAUGCACAACACAGACCCCCCGUCGACCUGACCCGUGUCAGAUAGAGCUUCCGAAUCCCAGCACCCAACUCAAACCACUUCAAUUGGCGUCGCCUAUGGAGUAGCUCAUCAAUGCUGGCCUUUCUCUGUUCAACGUAUCUACCAUUGUGGGGAAUUGGCCAACAACGAGGUCGGAGGCCCAUCGCAAUAUCCCGUCGCUACGACGAGACGCACUCUAUUACAUCACCAACGUUCAAUGCCAUUCGGGACAUUCGUUACAUGUCUCACUCAGGGCCGAAGGAACGGACGUUGCUGCACAUAUCGACCUAUUCAUCGGGCCUGUCACUUCAAUUCGCUCCUUUGCCACACCCGUUGGACUUACCCAUCCCGGUCUGGCCUACCUUCUGGACCCCAGAUAUCAGUUCCUCGUCAAUGCCCCUGGGAAAACCCAUCCGAUGGCAGCCCAAUGACACGGGCAGACGGGACAGCCUUGCUAUUGCACCUUCAUCGGCCGCUAAUCAGGUUCACACUCGUCCACCAUGCAACCUCACCGGCCGCUUCCCCGUGCAUGACUGAAGUACGGAUUAAGGUAUGGCUGCAUACUGAGAGCAUGGUUCAACCCACGGCCGCCUCAUUCAUUGAGCGUCGCUUAGAGCAAUUUUUCAAGCUGAUGCACAAGCUUCAGGUACGUAACGUGCCCUCCACUCUCUUCCUCACCAUCACGAUGCUACCCCGGAACGGGUGGUCAAUUCCCCCGCCGCAACCACCAUGUUCGCCGUGCCUCAACUAUCUUGCCGGCUAGUUGCCUGUUGGGUAAGCUCGUUUUCCGGGUCGUCAGGCACCUACAUGACAGAUUUUCGACCAUUUUGGCAUGUGUGCUGUCUGACACCUCGUUUGCAUUCGUGCUACCUCCCAAGGUAUCGAACGAAAAUCCAAU